AUGAAGGCGACCCCGUACCCAAAGACCGCCACGCCCUGUCUCCAGCGGCAGCUGCAGAACCGCUGGAGAGGCCCUGGUGCUCCACCCCUCCGCUUCGCGGAAGGGGCGGCUGGGCCGCUCAGAGGCUGUGGCCCCCUUCCCUCCCUCCCUGUAACUGUUGCGCUGGUUACCGGGCCGCACAGCAGCGCCCUCCCCGUGGCCAGUCGUGGUGUGCGUGGGCCCAGCCAUCUUGCCGGGAAACCCUCGAAGGAGAACCCGCCGCGUUUUGCCGCGGCGCACAAUGCACACUUCUGCAAGAGACACAACCGCCUCCCCUCCCCAUGCCUACACACGCACAUUGCUCCCUGCCCCAGCGUUUGUCAUGGCCGGCCAGCACGGAAUGGAAAAUUCAGUGGCGUUCAAACUGUCUCCUGA
Podarcis lilfordi (Lilford's wall lizard) is the source of this 414-nucleotide messenger RNA. The record is from the annotation of a GenBank genome assembly. NCBI's taxonomy places the organism in Eukaryota, Metazoa, Chordata, Lepidosauria, Squamata, Lacertidae.